AUGUCGACCUCACGGGCACUUAACGAUGAAGAAGUUCUCAAUGAAAUGAACAAAAUGGUCGCCUUUAUAAAACAAGAGGCCAUUGAAAAGGCCCGUGAGAUCCAAGUGAAGGCCGAUGAAGAAUUUAACAUCGAAAAGACCAAACUUGUCCGUCAGGAAUCCAUCAACAUCGAAGCCAACUUUCAAAGGAAAAUCAAGCAGGCCGAAGUUCAAAGGAAAAUGUAUGCACGGUGGAACGAGUUUCGUCUUGUAGCGUUGGUUUAUAACGUUAUUACUGUUGUUAAUAUCAAAUCAUCUCCAACAACGUGUAGUACUCAGUCAAACUAUAUUAAUAAGUCGCGUCUCAAGAUUCUCCAGGCGCGUCAACAAUCGCUCGAUGAACUUUUUAACGAGGCUAGGAUUCAACUUAAAAAGGUUUCGCAGGACACAGAUCGAUACCGUGAUUUGUUGAAAGAUUUGAUAUUGCAAACUCUAUAUCAAUUAAUGGAUGAACAUGUAACGGUCAUCGUUAGAAAAUCAGACCUGCAAUUGGCAGAAGCUGCUGUUCAAGCUGCGCAUAAAAAUUUCACGGAUACCACCAAAUUGCCCCUCAAGAUUGAGAUCGACAAAGAGAAUUUCUUACCUGAUAGCAGCGCCGGAGGUGUUAUCUUGACAUCUUAUUUUGGUCGGAUAAAGAUCAACAAUACGCUUGAAGAGAGACUAAAAUUGGCUCAGGAAGAGAUGCUUCCUGAAAUCCGAGUCACCCUCUUUGGCCAUUCUCCAAAUAGAAAAUUCUUCAACUAA
Acaulospora colombiana is the source of this 783-nucleotide messenger RNA. The record is from the annotation of a GenBank genome assembly. NCBI's taxonomy places the organism in Eukaryota, Fungi, Glomeromycota, Glomeromycetes, Diversisporales, Acaulosporaceae.